AUGCGGCAAGAUGAGAGCUGCCAGCCAGCAUGGCGGCGCCCCCUCCCCACGGCGGCCGGCGGCGGCGGGGCCGGGGCGCCCGAGCGGCCCUACGAGCUGGUGGUGUUCGGGGCCUCGGGCUUCACCGGCCAGUUCGUGGUGGAGGAGGUGGCGCGGGCGGCGGGCGGCGGGGAGCUGCGCGGCGCCCUGCGCUGGGCCGUGGCCGGGCGGCGUCGGGAGAAGCUGCAGGCGGUGCUGGAGCGGGCGGCCGAGAGGCUGGGGAAGGCGGCGCUCGGGGCGGAGGUCGGCGUGCUGCUGUGCGGUGUGGGCGACGCGGCCUCGCUGGCCGCCACGGCGAGGCAGACCCGGCUGGUGCUCAACUGCGUGGGCCCGUCCAGAUUCUUUGGAGAGCCUGUGGUAGAAGCUUGUGUUGAAAAUAGUGCCAGCUGCAUUGACGUCAGUGGAGAACCCCGGUUUCUGGAAGGAAUGUACCUGCAAUACGACGGAACAGCUGCGGAAAAGGGAGUGUAUGUCAUUGGAAGCUGUGGCUUUGACUCUAUACCAGCCGAUAUGGGAGUACUGUACACCAGAGACAAGCUGAAAGGUACCUUAACUGCUGUCGAAAGUUUCCUGAGGGUGCAAUCUGGGCCUGAGGGUUCUUGUGUACACGAUGGGACCUGGAAGUCAGCUGUUUACGGCCUUGCGGAUCAAGACAACCUGAGGAAGCUUCGAAAAAGGAUAGGCUGUGCCCCUGUUCCAGUAGUUGGUGCAAAACUUAAAAGAAGAGGACUUGUGUUUUACGAUCAGGAAUUGAAAGAGUACUCUGUUCCAUUCAUGGGAUCUGAUGUUUCCGUUGUGAAACGGUCUCAGCGUUAUUUGCACACAGAGUUGCAGGAAACACCUGUGCAGUAUGGCGCUUAUGGGAACAUAGGUGGUCUUGGCUCCGUUGUCAAGCUGAUGUUUGCUGGCAUUUUAUUUCUUCUUCUUGUGAAGUUUAGCUUUGGAAGAAAACUUCUGACAAAAUACCCGGAAUUUUUCUCUGCUGGACGCUUCACAAAGAAAGGACCAACCCAGAAACAGACGUCGAAGUAUGUGUUUGUGGCCUUGCAGAUCAAGACAACCUGA
Messenger RNA from Gymnogyps californianus (California condor), 1104 nucleotides. Its product is annotated as saccharopine dehydrogenase-like oxidoreductase. The coding region runs from base 1 to 1104 and encodes 367 amino acids. Gene Ontology annotation, biological process: glycolipid biosynthetic process. The record is from RefSeq and is a predicted model, not a curated record. NCBI's taxonomy places the organism in Eukaryota, Metazoa, Chordata, Aves, Accipitriformes, Cathartidae. The transcript has 11 exons. Gene Ontology annotation, cellular component: mitochondrion; plasma membrane; lipid droplet.